AUGAACUCCCCUUCGUCGCCAGAAGCGUUAGCGUCGGCUUCCGACCCCGAUCAUAGCUUGACCAACAGCGCCUCAACCCUUAAUUUGUCGGAAAGGACGGCGGAAGAUAAGGACUCUAAAUUCGAGUGGAGUCUGGCUACUCAGGUCAAGGCAAUUAAACAGCAGCAGUUGAACUCUGGCCUGAAGAGACGUGAGCUUGGAAUACAGUGGGACGGCCUCACUGUUCAGGCCCCGAGCGUAGACGCCGCGGUCAAAGACAAUGCCCUGUCACAGUUCAAUAUCUUCGGGCACAUCCGCAAAGCACGCCAGAAACCACCCAUGAAAACAAUCCUGAACAACAGUCAUGGCUGCGUCAAGCCAGGAGAGAUGCUCCUCGUGCUGGGCCGACCUGGAUCCGGAUGCACCACUCUCUUGAAGGUUCUCGCAAACCGCCGACAGGGAUACUCUAUCGAGGGCGACAUACAUUUUGGCUCGAUGAGCCACCAAGAGGCAGCACAGUACCGAGGUCAGAUUGUCAUGAACACUGAAGAAGAGAUAUUUUUCCCAACCUUGACUGUCGGCGAGACUAUGGACUUUGCGACACGACUCAAGGCCCCAGCCCAUCCACCACAGGGCGCCGAGAACAUCGAAUCCUAUCGCCAAUCGUUGAAAUCCUUCCUACUCGAGUCUAUGAGUAUCUCCCACACGGCCAACACGAAGGUUGGAAACGAGUACAUCCGCGGGGUCUCAGGAGGAGAACGGAAACGAGUUUCUAUCAUUGAGUGCCUGGGGACUGGUGGAUCGACUUUUUGCUGGGAUAACAGUACCCGUGGCUUGGAUGCUAGUACGGCAUUAGAUUGGGCCAAAGCCUUGCGGUCUAUGACAAAUGAGUUUGGCUUGACCACUGUCGUCACCUUAUACCAAGCAGGGAAUGGUAUCUACGACCUCUUUGACAAGGUCCUUGUCUUAGACGAGAGCGAGCAGAUCUACUACGGCCCGAUGAAACAGGCUCGUUCUUUCAUGGAGGGCCUUGGCUUCGUCUGUCGAGAUGGUUCGAACGUGGCAGAUUUCUUGACAGGAGUCACGAUGCCUGCAGAGCGAGAGAUUCGGUCAGGGUACGAGCAGACAUUCCCCCGGAAUGCAAAGACCAUUCGCUCACUUUAUGAUUCUUCUACUGUCUACUCCCACAUGAUCAAGGAGUACGACUAUCCCAACACUCCUCGGGCUAAAGAAUGUACGGAAUCCUUCAAGCAGGCUGUUACGGAGGACCGACACCCGUCCCUGCCAAAGGCUAGCCCAAUGACCACCAGUUUGCCUCUCCAAGUCAAGGCAUGCAUCAUUCGUCAGUAUCAAAUCAUCCAAGGAGAUAAGGCAACAUUCCUCAUAAAGCAAAUAUCUACUUUGGUCCAAGCGUUGGUCGCGGGCUCUUUGUUUUACGAUGCAUCGCCAGACUCGCCCGGUCUGUUCAUCAAAUCCGGGGCGUGUUUCUUUGCUGUGCUAUACAAUGGGAUCCUAAUGCCAAUGUCCGAAGUGACAGAUUCGUUUUUCGGUCGUCCUGUCUUGAUUAAGCAUAAACAUUUUGCUUUCUUCCACCCGGCUGCAUUCUGCAUCGCACAGAUUGUUUGCGACAUCCCAACCAUCAUCUUCCAAAUCACUCAUUUCACGCUUGUUCUAUACUUUAUGGUCGGCCUGAAGCUCUCGGCGGUCGCAUUCUUCACCCAUUGGGUCAUCAUUUUCGCAUCAACUAUGUGUUUGACUGCUAUGUUUCGAGCGAUCGGUGCCGCAUUUCGGUCCUUUGACAGUGCCUCUAAGAUCUCUGGAUUUUUGACCACCGCACUGGUAGUUUACACCGGUUAUCUAAUUCAGAAGCCAAGCAUGCACCCUUGGCUAGGAUGGAUUUUCUGGAUAAAUCCUAUGGCUUACGCGUUUGAGGCUAUUCUCGCCAAUGAAUUCAAGGAUGCCAACAUUAACUGCGCUAGUUCCAACCUGAUUCCAUCCGGGCCUGGCUAUUCGAACCACAAUCAUCAAUCCUGCGCCGGAAUUGGGGGAGCUACACAGGGGGAAAUUUUUCUGACAGGUGAAAGCUAUCUCAAGUCGUUGAGUUACUCAACUUCUCAUGUCUGGCGGGAUUUUGGAAUCCUCUGGGCGUGGUGGAUUUUAUUUGUCGCUGCUACGAUCAUUCUGACUACGUUGUGGCAAGACUCUUCCGAGUCUGGUUCAUCGCUAUUGAUUCCUUAUGAGAAGAGGGAGCAUUUUGUGACCCGCUUGGACGAAGAGGCACAGUCAAACCCAGAUCAAAAAUUCGACGGCGCGGAAGGACCGAAUGGAAAUUCUUCUACCUCCCAAUCAGGUGAAAAGUUCAACGGCAAUGCUGAAAUAGCACGGAACGCUUCUGUUUUCACAUGGAAGAAUCUCACUUAUACUGUGAAAACCCCCACUGGAGAUCGGGUCCUUUUGGACAACGUCCAAGGAUGGGUGAAGCCAGGAAUGCUUGGUGCAUUAAUGGGAUCCUCCGGUGCUGGAAAAACGACACUCCUCGAUGUCCUUGCGCAGCGCAAAACAGACGGUACCAUUCGUGGCUCUAUCUUAGUGGAUGGGCGGCCACUUCCGGUAUCAUUUCAACGAUCUGCUGGAUAUUGUGAGCAGCUCGAUGUUCAUGAACCAUAUGCCACUGUACGAGAAGCAUUUGAAUUUUCUGCCCUCCUUCGACAGCCACAGCAUAUACCAAAGAAGGAGAAACUUGGUUAUGUUGAUACUAUUAUUGACCUCCUCGAGCUCCAUGAUCUAGCUGACACCCUGAUCGGUACAGUUGGCGCUGGCCUUAGCGUUGAACAACGCAAACGUGUGACGAUCGGAGUGGAGUUGGUCGCUAAGCCAAGUAUCUUGGUCUUCCUAGAUGAGCCAACCUCUGGUCUAGAUGGUCAAUCUGCUUUCAACACUGUCCGGUUCCUCAGGAAAUUGGCUGAUAUCGGACAAGCUAUUUUGGUCACUAUCCAUCAACCUUCUGCACAGCUAUUCUCUCAAUUUGACACCCUGCUUUUACUCGCCAAGGGAGGGAAAACUGUAUACUUUGGUGAUAUUGGGGAAAAUGGCCAGGCAAUCAAAAGUUAUUUUGGGCGGUAUGGUGCCGUCUGCCCCCCUGGGGUGAAUCCUGCGGAAUAUAUGAUUGAUGUGGUCUCCGGGACCGUCUGUCCUGGUCAAGAAUGGCAUCAGACCUGGCUCGAAUCCCCGGAGCAUGAUCGCACUACGAAGGAGCUUGAACAUAUCCUCGAAGAGGUCAAUGCUAAGCCGCCAGUAAUGCAGAAUGACGAAAAUGAAUUUGCAACGUCUCUAUGGGAGCAGACCAAACUUGUCACCCAUCGAAUGAAUGUUGCUCUCUACCGCAAUACUGAAUACGUGAAUAAUAAGUUGAUUCUCCAUAUCAUCUCUGCUUUAUUCAACGGUUUCUCAUUCUGGAUGAUUGGGGACAAUCUUGGAGAUUUACAAAUGCGCCUCUUCACGAUUUUCAAUUUCAUUUUCGUUGCCCCAGGUGUGGUCAACCAGCUUCAACCGCUAUUCAUUGAACGACGUGACAUCUACGACACAAGGGAGAAAAAAUCCAGGAUGUAUUCCUGGAAAGCCUUUGUGACAGGACUGGUCGUGUCUGAAUUCCCUUACCUGUGUCUCUGUGCAGUGUUAUACUUCGUGUGCUGGUAUUACACGGUCGGCUUUCCAAAGGACUCGAACCAUGCUGGUGCUAGCUUCCUCCUUGUACUACAGUACGAGUUUAUCUACACCAGUCUAGGCCAAAUGAUUGCCGCCUUUGCCCCAAAUUCCACGUUUGCCGCACUUGCAAAUCCUGUGAUUCUAGGAACCAUAGUUGCCUUCUGCGGUAUGCUAGUGCCGUACUCCGAGAUCACUCCCUUCUGGAGGUAUUGGCUGUACUACCUCAACCCUUUUACUUAUGUUACUGGGGGGCUGUUGACAUUCAACAUCUUCGGUGCGGAAGUGAAAUGUGCCAGCGAUGAAUUCGCCAUUUUUGAUCCCCCGAGUGGGCAGACCUGUGCUCAAUACCUAACUGAUUACAUGGAAGGAGCCGGCUCUCGAAUCAACCUAAUUAACCCCUCUGCAACGGCCCAAUGCCAGGUGUGCCAAUACCGCAGUGGAAGCGACUACCUCUACACCCUCAAUUUGAAGGACUACUCCAAUGGAUGGCGCAACAUAGGUAUCACUGUCAUAUUCAUCAUCAGUUCUUAUGCAACGGUUUUUGCUAUGAUGAAGCUUCGCACGAAGGCUUCAAAAAAGACAGAGUGA
Messenger RNA from Penicillium nucicola, 4272 nucleotides. RefSeq names its product ABC-2 type transporter-domain-containing protein. The transcript has a single exon. Bases 1 to 4272 code for a protein of 1423 amino acids. Gene Ontology annotation, cellular component: membrane. Gene Ontology annotation, molecular function: ATP hydrolysis activity; ATP binding; ABC-type transporter activity. NCBI's taxonomy places the organism in Eukaryota, Fungi, Ascomycota, Eurotiomycetes, Eurotiales, Aspergillaceae. Gene Ontology annotation, biological process: transmembrane transport. The record is from RefSeq and is a predicted model, not a curated record.